Molecule: messenger RNA, 240 nt
Organism: Penicillium taxi
Lineage: Eukaryota; Fungi; Ascomycota; Eurotiomycetes; Eurotiales; Aspergillaceae
Exons: 1
Coding region: 1-240 (79 amino acids)
Source: RefSeq, a predicted model, not a curated record
AUGGUUCAAGUGUUGGUGCCAUAUCUACCUGGCGCUGCUCCAGCCACCCUUGCUGACGGGCUUUGUCGUGCUACAUUGUCAUGUGCGACGUACUCAAGCUACAGGCUGGUCGCUUUCUCCAAUAGCAUUCGCUCUAUUGCCGCCCAUGCUACUCCCUCAACCCAGGUUGAGCUUCUGCUGGUGAUGGCGAGGUUGCUGCUGUCUGUCUUGAAAUGGGGCUCUUUUCUCCUGAUAAUUUAG